Molecule: messenger RNA, 3826 nt
Organism: Prionailurus viverrinus (fishing cat)
Lineage: Eukaryota; Metazoa; Chordata; Mammalia; Carnivora; Felidae
Gene: MYT1
Product: myelin transcription factor 1
Exons: 21
Coding region: 1-3411 (1136 amino acids)
Biological process (GO): regulation of transcription by RNA polymerase II
Cellular component (GO): nucleus
Molecular function (GO): zinc ion binding; DNA-binding transcription factor activity, RNA polymerase II-specific; RNA polymerase II cis-regulatory region sequence-specific DNA binding
Source: RefSeq, a predicted model, not a curated record
AUGAGCUUAGAACAUGAGGAUAAGCGGGCUCGUACGCGAUCCAAGGCCCUCCGAGUGCCCCCAGAGCCCACAGGUGCCGACCUCAGCUGCCCCACCCCAGGGUGCACCGGCUCAGGACACAUCCGGGGCAAGUACUCCAGGCACCGCAGUUUGCAGAGCUGCCCUCUGGCCAAGAAGAGGAAGUUGGAGGGUGCCCAGCCAGAGCACCUGGUGUCCAAGCGGAAGUCCCACCCCCUGAAGCUGGCUCUGGACGAGGGCUACAGUGUGGACACCGACGGCAGUGAGGAUGCUGAGGUGAAGGACGCCUCUGUUUCGGAUGAAUCGGAAGGAACUCUGGAGGAGGACGAGGCUGAAAUGUCAGGACAGGAGGAGAUUCAUCGUCCUGAACCAGCUGAAGGAAGGAGCCCUGUCAAGCCCCACUUCGGAUCCAACCCCAUCAGCAGCCCCACGGGCCCCACCAAGGGCAGCUACAGCAGUUAUCAGGAGAUCAUCGCCACUUCUCUCCUAAAUUUGGGCCAGAUUGCUGUAGAGACGCUAGUUGGGGAGGAUUUGGGUCAGGUGGCCAAGCCGGGCCCCGGUGUUGUGCACCUGGUGCAGGAGGAGACCGAAGAAGGGGCCACCAGUGAUGAGGGGGAGAAGGACGUGUUCAUCCGGCCAGAGGAUACAGAGGAAGUCAUGGAAGUCACCAGGGAACGCUCCCAGGAGCUGGGUCCCCAGUCUGGGGAGGGCAUGGUCAGUGAGGAGUCAAGCAAGAUGAAAGUCAACCUGGGUAAUGAGGAGGAGGAGGAGGAGGAAGAGGAGGAGGAGGAGGAGGAAGAGGAGGAGGAAGAAGAGGAGGAGGAAGAAGAGGAGGAGGAGGAAGAGGAGGAAGAGGAAGAGGAGGAGGAGGAAGAGGAGGAAGAAGAAGAGGAGGAGGAGGAAGAAGAGGAGGAGGAAGAGGAGGAAGAAGUAGCCGCUCCCGAUGUGAUCUGUCAGGAGGAUGCCCCCCAUGCCCCCACCCAGAAGGCCCCGGAACCCCGGCACCCAGCAUCUCCCAGCCCCAAGCCCGAGUACUCUGUCAUCGUGGAGGUGCGCUCUGAUGAUGGCAAGGACGAAGACUCGCGCUCCCAGAAGUCUGCAGUCACUGAUGAGUCAGAGAUGUAUGACAUGAUGACACGUGGGAACCUGGGCCUCCUGGAGCAGGCCAUUGCCCUGAAGGCUGAGCAGGUGCAAGCCGUCUGCGAGCCAGGCUGCCCACCCACCGAGCAGGGCCAGCCGGGCCCUGGUGAACCGGGCAAGGUGGUGAGGCCUCUGGAUGCCGCACGGAAGAACUACUGCAGCAAAGAUCCCUCCAGAGCUGAGAAGCGCGAGAUCAAGUGUCCAACACCAGGCUGUGAUGGCACUGGCCAUGUGACAGGGUUGUACCCUCACCACCGCAGCCUAUCUGGUUGCCCCCACAAGGACAGGAUUCCCCCGGAGAUCUUGGCUAUGCACGAGAAUGUGCUCAAGUGCCCCACUCCUGGUUGUACAGGUCAAGGCCACGUGAACAGUAACCGCAACACGCACAGAAGUUUGUCCGGAUGCCCCAUUGCUGCUGCUGAAAAAUUAGCCAAAUCUCAUGAGAAGCAACAGCCGCAAGGGGGAGAUCCUUCCAAGAAUAGCUCCAAUUCAGAUCGGAUCCUCAGGCCCAUGUGCUUUGUGAAGCAGCUUGAAGUCCCUCCGUAUGGAAGCUACCGGCCCAGUGUGGCCCCUGCUACACCCAGGGCCAACCUGGCCAAGGAGCUGGAGAAGUUCUCCAAGGUCACCUUUGACUACGCAAGUUUUGACGCUCAGGUUUUUGGCAAACGCAUGCUUGCCCCAAAGAUUCAGACCAGCGAAACCUCACCUAAAGCCUUUAAAUGCUUCGACUACACGCAUGAUGCUGAGGCUGCACACAUGGCCGCCACAGCCAUCCUGAACCUCUCCACGCGCUGCUGGGAAAUGCCUGAGAAUCUCAGCACGAAGCCACAGGACUUGCCCGGCAAGGCUGCGGACAUCGAGGUGGAUGAAAACGGAACCCUGGACCUGAGCAUGCGCAAACACCGCAAGCGGGACAGCGCCUUCCCCAGCAGCGGCAGCAGCGGCAGCAGCCCUGGCGUGAAGUCCCCUGAUGCUUCCCAGCGCCACAGCAGCACCAGUGCCCCAAGCGGCUCCAUGACCUCGCCCCCGUCCAGCCAGGCUUCCCGCCAGGACGAGUGGGAUCGACCUCUGGACUAUACCAAGCCCAGCCGCCAGCGAGAGGAGGAGCCUGAGGAGUCAGAGCCAGCAGCCCAUUCUUUUGCUUCUUCUGAAGCAGAUGACCAGGAAGUGUCGGAAGAGAGUUUUGAGGAGCGCAAGUACCCUGGGGAAGUCACCCUGGCCAACUUUAAGAUGAAGUUUCUCUCCAAGGACAUAAAGAAGGAGCUGCUCACCUGCCCCACCCCUGGCUGUGACGGCAGCGGCCACAUCACCGGGAACUAUGCCUCUCACCGCAGCCUCUCUGGUUGCCCUCUUGCUGACAAGAGCCUCAGAAACCUCAUGGCUGCCCAUUCUGCUGACCUCAAGUGCCCCACACCCGGCUGUGACGGCUCUGGCCACAUAACGGGGAACUACGCAUCACACCGGAGCUUGUCAGGCUGCCCUCGUGCCAAGAAAAGUGGAGCCAGGGUGACGCCCACAAAGGAUGACAAGGAAGAUCCUGAGCUGAUGAAGUGCCCUGUGCCAGGCUGUGUGGGGCUCGGUCACAUCAGUGGCAAAUAUGCUUCACACAGAAGUGCAUCUGGCUGCCCGCUGGCCGCUCGGAGGCAGAAAGAGGGUUCUCUUAAUGGCUCACCGUUCUCCUGGAAGUCACUGAAGAACGAAGGGCCCACCUGCCCCACUCCAGGCUGUGAUGGCUCCGGUCAUGCCAACGGUAGCUUCCUCACCCACCGGAGCUUAUCUGGCUGUCCCAGAGCAACCUUUGCCGGAAAGAAGGGAAAAGUCUCAGGGGAUGAGGUUCUCAGCACGAAGUUCAAGACGAGUGAUGUUCUGGAGAACGAUGAAGAGAUCAAGCAGCUGAACCAGGAGAUUCGCGACCUGAACGAGUCCAACUCGGAGAUGGAGGCUGCCAUGGUACAGCUGCAGUCCCAGAUCUCCUCCAUGGAGAAGAGCCUGAAGAAUAUCGAAGAGGAGAACAAGCUCAUUGAGGAGCAGAAUGAAGCCCUGUUUCUGGAGCUGUCGGGCCUGAGCCAGGCCCUCAUCCAAAGUCUCGCCAACAUCCGCCUUCCGCACAUGGAGCCAAUAUGUGAGCAGAAUUUCGAUGCCUACGUGAGCACCCUCACUGACAUGUACUCCAACCAGGAGUGCUACCAGAACCCCGAGAACAAGGACCUCCUGGAGAGCAUCAAACGGGCUGUGAGGGGCAUCCAGGUCUAGACCCCAUCACUCCAGAGCCACCCCGCCAAUGGGGACAUCCGGGGCAGCCCAACUUGGCUCCCGCGCUUACCUCCCUUGCCCUGCCCCCGCAGUGGGGAGUCCCAACUCACAGUGACUUCCAGUUGGCAGCCCAGGGAGGCCUCAGUUGGGCUUAUCCACAGGGGUGCCUGGAAAUCAGUGUCUUUCUCGUUGCACUUGCCAGGCUGGAGGCCUUGACCUCCCCACACGAAUGCAGGGCAGGGCAUGAAGUAUUACAAAGUGAUUUAUUUUUGUUUUUUGAAAGAAAUCUGAAGAGCAGCUCAAAGUCUCCAGUGAAAGCUCAUGGACAAGGUUCUCAGGGAAGUUUUGGAGUUUGCAACCACAGUAUUCCUUUGUCUGUCGAGGCUGGGAGGGUAGCCGUGGGCACGGGGCGGGU